Molecule: messenger RNA, 1392 nt
Organism: Pelodiscus sinensis (Chinese soft-shelled turtle)
Lineage: Eukaryota; Metazoa; Chordata; Testudines; Trionychidae
Source: RefSeq, a predicted model, not a curated record
AUGGGUAAAAAGAACUUCAUGAAAGAUGACUGGCAUGAUCCCAAUGUAUCCAGUAUCCCUCAUAGACAUACUCUCUCUUACCUUGGUUAUGUUGAGAAAGGAAACUUUUGUACCCAGUACUUGCAGAAUCCUACUGACAGGUUGUAUAAGGUGACUUUUGAUGCUCCCACCUGUGAAGGCAAACGACGAGAAACGCUCUCGCUAAUAGGGGACUUCUCUUCUUCGGCGGAAUUCUUCGUCACUAUCGCCGUCUUCGCCUUCCUCUAUUCCUUGGCAGCCACUGUGGUUUACAUAUUCUUCCAGAACAAAUAUCGUGAAAACAACAGGGGGCCUCUAAUUGACUUCAUCGUGACCGUGGUCUUCUCAUUCUUGUGGCUCGUGGGCUCGUCUGGUUGGGCAAAGGGACUGUCAGAUGUGAAGAUUGCGACCGAUCCAGGAGAAGUGUUAUUGCUGAUGUCAGCUUGCAAACAGCAGUCUAACAAAUGCAUGCCUGUGCGCAGUCCCGUGAUGUCAAGUUUAAACACUUCGGUUGUCUUUGGAUUCUUGAACUUUAUCCUGUGGGCAGGAAAUAUUUGGUUUGUUUUUAAGGAGACGGGGUGGCAUUCCUCAGGACAGAGACACCCGCCAGACACCAUGGAGAAACAAUCCAGCAGCUACAACCAAGGUGGUUAUAAUCAAGACAACUAUGGCCCAUCUGGAGGAUAUAACCAACCUGCAGGCUUUGGCCAACCAGCUAACUAUAGCCAGGUGGGUGAAUAUGGCCAGCAACAAAGCUAUAGUCAGAGUGGGCCCACUUCAUUUGCCAAUCAAAUUUAGCAGUCACCAAGUUUUCAUUCUUACCCCCAUUCAUGUAGACAGUGUAACAACUCAAGGUUGCUGUGGCACCAGAUUUGUAAAGAGUUUAAAUAAAUAAAACUCCAGCAGAGUAUUUAAUGUAAAUGAAAGAUCUACCAGUACCUACUGAGGCAGGCAGAUGGUGGCUAGAUUGUUAUUUUUGUGAUUAGACAACUGAUGAUGAUGUAUUCAUCGCUGGUGGUGAACUGGAGUAAGUAUUGUUGUAUGUAUUGUAUAGAUAACUUUAUGGUAGUUUGUACGUGUACUAAAAUGGUAGAAGCACUUUGUAGCCUCAAGUCUCUAGUACGUAAUAGGCAUAACAUAAUGAAGUGGAAUGGAAUUUUUCUUCUGCAUUUUGGUGAGAAACAAAAGUGUUUUCCUCUGAUUUCUAAAGAUUAUUCAGUAUAUCGCAAUGCAUGUAACAUUGUUCCUAAAUUCUCAAGACUGCCUGUUUGUGACGUUUUGGAGCAUUUGUUCUUAGUCUACUUUUUCAGAGGAUUUUUUUUUAUUAUGAUUUUGAUUAACCAAUUCACAUGUGACUUAGUGCAUGGAUAAGCA